Messenger RNA from Homalodisca vitripennis (glassy-winged sharpshooter), 2117 nucleotides. RefSeq names its product zinc finger X-chromosomal protein-like. The record is from RefSeq and is a predicted model, not a curated record. The transcript is spliced from 2 exons. Bases 1377 to 1730 code for a protein of 117 amino acids. NCBI's taxonomy places the organism in Eukaryota, Metazoa, Arthropoda, Insecta, Hemiptera, Cicadellidae.
ACUAUUCGAACAACUUAUCUAGUUAACCCAUCCCACCAUAGCUACGUUACGGCAACACUAUCGGAAUAACUUAUCUAGUUAACCCAUCCCACCAUAGCUACGUUACAGCAACACUAUCGGAAUAACUUAUCUAGUUAACCCAUCCCACCAUAGCUACGUUAUGGCAACACUAUCGGAAUAACUUAUCUAGUUAACCCAUCCCACCAUAGCUACGUUACGGCAACACUAUCGGAACAACUUAUCUAGUUAACCCAUCCCACCAUAGCUACGUUACGGCAACACUAUCGGAACAACUUAUCUAGUUCAAAAAAAAACUCUGCUAGUUGUGUUGGUAAAAACGUUGACAUUCUGUAUGACUUCUCAGUGCAUUAAACAAUUUACAAGAAGUGCCGUUGUUAUCUGCUUCAUGAAUAAUCAUGUCAUUCCAUUCAUAGAUGUUAUAUUAUAAAUGUGUACAUAUGCAAUACAGGUACCAGGAGUAAAGCAUAAUUGAAACUAACAGAAACAUUGAUUCUUGUUGAUUUUUGCCAUGAACUGUUGAGUGAGCCAUGGGUGAAUGAGCCUUGUUAUGAGACUAGCCGGACGAGAGGGAGUCUGCUUUGUUAUGUAACUUAAUUUUACAAUCAAUUAAGUUUAUAUAUUUUCUGGGUAUUAAGCUGACCUUAAGGUGAAUUGUAUUAGUUUGUAUAAAUCCAAGUACCAUUUAAAUUAUGUAAACAACAUACAAUUAAGUCAGAAGUUCUCUAGCCCUGUAUUCUUCUUUACAAUUACACUUGUAGUCAUGAAAAAUAAUUAAAAUAUUUGUAUUAAGGUAAUGAGUCAUAAAAUUGUUAUCUAUAAGAACAAUAUACUUUAAGCAAAUUCUAAUAGUGAUAUAUGGUUCUAUAUUCUCUCAUGAAAUAUUUCUUUUCUCUUAACUGUGUUUUGUAAGAUCAGAAAUCGACUUGGUGAGUUUAUUUCCUUUCUCCUUUUAGAAUCUUCCAAUUGUAGUGAGUUGAUUGCAUUAGUAUCUUUUUCUUAAACUAACAUAGUGACAUGUGUAGCUGUAGGUUGAUACAGAGGUGAUGGGUGACAAAAAACACAUUUCUCGUUUCUGUCACUGUCACCUCUGUCAUUUUUAAAUUGCCAUCUAUCCUAGUCUGUCACCUUAAUCCCCAUCAAUUUCAACUCCAGCCCCCUUCAUUAAACAGCCCUGUACCUUAUCUUCCCGUCUCAUUUCUGUCAUUAUCUUGUAAAGCAAUAGUAACCGUCCUACUCUGUCCCUCUCACUUCCACAACUGAGAAUAGUAACAGAUGUGUUGUCUCUAGAUCAGGUGAACGGUGUCCAACGCUUCCAGUGCCCAAAGUGUCACCGAUCUUACUCGCACUUCCACAGUAUGAAACGUCACCUCCGCCUCGAGUGCGGAGUCCCCCCUCAGUUCAAGUGUCCUCACUGCGAGUACGUCUCCAACCGCAAGGGCAACAUUAACGCUCACAUCGCUAUCAAACAUGCGAUGCCGUGGUCCGACAGCGCCAGACCCCACCGUUGCCGUUGUGGCAAGCAGUACUCUAACCUGGGCACCAUGGUGCGUCACCAACGAGAGGAGUGUGGCCGGGAUCCCCACCACUGCUGCCAACUGUGCAACUAUCGCUCCCACCGCAAGGACACCUUGGACAGACACGUCCGGCUCAAACAUCAGAAGAUGCCCGAGAUAGUUCAGGUCGUGAUGAAUCACUGUUUGAAGAACUAACUUUGUUAUCGUCCUGCUGUACUGCCGCUGUCGGAGGGCAAUAGAAGCCUCAAUCAAUAGAACACUCUUUAGGCAAAUUAAUUAUUUUCUUGUUUAAAUGAAGAUGUGGUUAUAUAACAAUUUACAUCAUAAUUAAUUUGAAAUUUAUAAUGGUUUGUUACUCCAGACACUGGAAAGUUUUAAUUCGUUUUAGUAAUUAAUCAAAAUAAGUAAGUAAAUGAGUUGAAAAAAUAUGUUGAUUAAUUUAUAUAUGGAGUUUUAUAUUAAACUCCACAAGUCACGAGAUAUGUCACAAUUUGAUUCUCAUGAAGUUACCAUUGUUAUACAUUUGUAAGUUCUCUUAUAAAGUUUCUCAGUUAUUUAUUUUAUUAAAGCAAUUGAAUUUUA